Messenger RNA from Ceraceosorus bombacis, 1510 nucleotides. NCBI's taxonomy places the organism in Eukaryota, Fungi, Basidiomycota, Exobasidiomycetes, Ceraceosorales, Ceraceosoraceae. The record is from the annotation of a GenBank genome assembly.
AUGGGCAGAAGAGCAUUCUGCGUUCCCGCGCUGGUCACGGGCUUCUUGGCUUUUGCUCUGCUCUUGCUGUCCACUAUCAGCACUCCUCUGGAGGGAGCCAACAGCUCUCCCUUCUACGUGGUGGAGGGUACGAACCUCAACAAUGCCACCGACAGCGCUAGCAAUGCGAAUCAGCAGAGACAGCUCAGCUCGAUCCGCGUGAGUGGGAACGGUCGCUAAGCAGCUGCAGAUAGACUGUAAAUGGAGCAACUUCUGGUGUCAGCGAAUCGUUGAACAUGGUCAGGUUGGAGCAUAUAGGGCAUGUAGGGCGAGGGAGCAGGGCGCGUGGGCGGUCCUGCAAGGGAAGAGAAGUGAUUCGGCCUGCCGUCCAGAGCCCUAGGCGGGUAGAGGAUCAACAGUCGGACGGAAUACUAUCCGCAUGCUCCACAAGCUGGCCUAACGCAAAGAAGGAUAGCUGUCCGCUUUCCCCCGAGCGCACACUCUUGGCGCACGCUGAUCUGAGCUGCCUUUCAUUCAUCUAACAGCUUGGCAAUUGGGGCUACUGUACUAAAGGAACAGGCGAGGGUGGCUUCUCCUACUGCAGCGACAACCAGGUGAGUGCUGUAGGCGAGCGCGGGCAGGAAGAAUAUCGCGUGGGGCUUUGAAGGGCAAGCUCCGAAGGACAUGCAAUUGAUCUGCUACGCAUUGUCUUUGUAGCAUGCAUACAAUGUUACUUUGAACUUGGGCUCCAACGGCACGGACGUUGCAAACCAAGAUCAAUCCGCCUACCGCUCGACUGAGAUUGGUCCUUCCUGGACCCGAGGUCUGGUGGUUGUCGUAGUCGCAUUCGUGUUCUGUGAGUGCUGCUGUCCAAACGCGAUCUUCACCGCGACGCCAUGCUCAUCUUGCUCUGGCGAUACGCAUCACUGCCACAGCCAUCAUCGCAUUUGUCCUCUCUUUCCCUCCUCACCUAAUUGUUCAGCUCGUCGCUUCUCUGAUUUGGCUGCUCACUGCCGUGCUUGCGCUCAUCGCUUUCGCCAUUCAAAUGUGAGCCGAGUUUCCAUUUGCAACGUUACCAACAGCCUCGGAUCAUUACUGACGCGUGGGUUUUGCGUUCGCGCUUGCCGCACACAGUGCCCUCUUCAUCUACACGCGUCAGCGACUGCAGCGCAUCUCUCCUGAUGCAUCUGUCAUGCCAGGGUAUGUCUGAUCUGUGCUUGCGAUUGAGCACGUUUGCUCCGUACACUGAUUCUCAUGUCGUUCCCACAGCCCCUCGUUCUACCUAACGCUCAUCUCGAUUCCUCUGUCGCUCUUCAGCGCCAUUACCGUCUGCUGCGGCUACCGCAAGACGAAGAAUGAGGACAGCUACGGCGGCUACAAGGCCGGAUCUGGGGCUAGCAAGCCUGCUAGGUUCAACCCGUUUAAGCGCAACAGAGGAGCAAAUGCUACUGAUGCGAGCGGAUCUUCCAUCCCCUUGUCCUCUCGACAGCGUGUCAUGCAAGCCUUCGAGAAGGACAACAGUCAGGCUUGA